GGGGCCGAGCCGAGUGGCUUCGGACAGCGGUCUCGGCGCUUGCGGCCCCAGGCCCCCGCCCCCGCGGCCCGGGAGGCUGCUUACGUCAAGGAGGCGAAACCCAGAAGAAGAAGAACAGGGGGAAAAAAAAAAGGCACGAGGGCGGAAGGGGAAAAACUUUAUUUCUUUUUCUCCUCCAGGCACCGAAGCGAGGGGCAGGCGACUGCGACAGCGCGCGCUUCCGAGAGAGCUCCAGGCGCCACCUCCGCCUGCCGAGGCGCACAGGAGCCGGGCCCGGGAGGCCCGACGGCGCGGCCGGGAUGUGGGACCCGCAGGAGUUCGAACGCCACUGGCAGGCCGAGUUCCCCGGGGAGGAGGCUCCGGUCAUGAGGCUGGAGUCGGUGCCGGACAUGGAGCGCGAGCUCGAGCGUUGCAAACUCAACCUGAAGCGCCUGCAACAGGUGUUGGCUGAGGAGAAGUUCAAAGUCUGGUACCUGCAGGCGGCCCUGGCUGGGGAGAAGAUGGACCUACCGGGCGGCCGGCCGGAGGGCGGGGACGCCGGAGGCGGCGGAGACGGCGGCGGCCGCAGCGGCGGCGGCAGCGGGGGAGCCUCCGUGGAGGAGCAGGAGCCAGCUGGGCCCUUGCGCGCGCCGCCACCGCGCGAGGAGGAGGAGGAGGGUGCAGCGGGCCGCGACCCCGAUUCCCCAGGCCCCGCGCACCCCGGUCCGGAGGUGGCGACAACAGCCGAGCCAUCCCCCUACGUGUGCCUGGACCUUCCUGCCUGGCCCGGCGCGGUGGAGGGAGGAGGCGCCGUGCGCAGCCUGACUGCCGCCAUCCACCAGCAGCUGGUGCAGCCUCGUCUGCUCUUCGGGCUCCGGGAGGACUGUGCGUCCCCCGGCCACGAUGGCACCGGGUCCUCCGCACCCGCAGAGGAGCAGUCCUCCGGGACCCGUGCAGGGCGGGGCUCGGAGGAGGGCGAACCGGACGCUUCAGGUGGGGAUGAUGGAGGCGAGGGCAGUGACCACGACUUCGAGAUGGUGGAUUUGAAUGAGAAAUUCGUCCUCGGCCAUCUACUUGUGGCCCCCUACCGGUUUGGGACCCGCGACGAGGCCGAGAAGCCGGCGCGGCCGUGCAGCCCCCACCGCUGGAUGCACCUGAUCCCCGGAGGCUGGCGGCACCACCGGCGGAGUCGAGACCUGGAGCAGCUGGAGGCGGAGGAUGAGCCCCCCAAGCGCGGGGCGCGGGAGCAUCUCGCCCAGUGGGGGCGCAAGAGGUUCCUGCGCGUGCCGGACCGAGACUCGCCCAGCCACAGCUCGCCCGAGAGAGGCAGUGACUGCAGCCACAACAGCUCAGACCACGAAGACGGCUUCUCUGGAGGUAGGCGUACCCCCAUCUCUAGGUACAAGAGCGUGCCAAGUGAAUCUGGGGUUCGGGUGAGUUUACGAAAAUGA
Molecule: messenger RNA, 1430 nt
Organism: Peromyscus eremicus (cactus mouse)
Lineage: Eukaryota; Metazoa; Chordata; Mammalia; Rodentia; Cricetidae
Product: breakpoint cluster region protein-like
Exons: 1
Coding region: 300-1430 (376 amino acids)
Biological process (GO): protein phosphorylation; signal transduction
Molecular function (GO): GTPase activator activity; protein serine/threonine kinase activity
Source: RefSeq, a predicted model, not a curated record